Messenger RNA from Heterobasidion irregulare TC 32-1, 333 nucleotides. RefSeq lists its product as uncharacterized. The record is from RefSeq and is a predicted model, not a curated record. The transcript has a single exon. The annotation marks the transcript as partial. Lineage: Eukaryota; Fungi; Basidiomycota; Agaricomycetes; Russulales; Bondarzewiaceae.
ACGCGAGAGGCUUUGUUUGAGAAGACGCUCGAACAGUAUACGCCGCAGGGUGAAGCUCGAACCGCGCUGUGGGGUAUCGCACGGAAGGGGCUUACGGAGAUCGAUGGCUGGUUGCAGGAGAACAGCAAAGGGACCGUUUUCGUCAUGGGUGACACACCCUCGUUCGCAGACGUCUCCUUCUAUGCAAGCUUGUUAUGGCUCGAGGAUGUGUUGGGGACUGGUUCCAAGGAGUGGACAGAGCUGAUGGCCGCAGACGAGGGGAGGUGGGCAAAGUUGGCAGAGAUGUUCCUCAAGUGGAAGGUCGUCGAUGAGGAAGGGUUGAAGUCUGUAUGA